GAAGAAUUGCUUCGAACACGCCCAUGGAGACGCAAGUACGAUGGAAACCAAGAUCGAUGGACGAGUUCUGACAGGCUCCCGGCAUUCAUUCAACGGAACGUAUUGAGCCAGUAUUACGAUCAAUUGUCUGGGGGGACAUUUCUAUUGAUUUAUCGAUGAUCCAUUGACCCUCGUUUUUGAGCGGGCUGAUGCAUGCUGCCAUAGAUCGAGUGAUUUCUGCUGCAGCAUUGGCUGGGGCGGUCGAUGGGGGUCGCGAUGGAAAAGGUUUUUUUGCUCGACGACCCGGAAUCGUGGAACGGAUCAGUUGAACGAGCUGUAUGGCGGUAUCGCACUGAAAAUCUCUCUGGCUUCAUCGGUCAAGGCAACCUGCAUCUGUCGGUCUUGGCACUGUCCUUGCUAUUUUUCGGUCUCUGCUAUGGCAUCCGCUAUCUGCGCCGGCUCUUGAAGAGCUCGGCGGCGGCUCCUGAGACUAAGUCGAGGCAUUAUCGGCCAUUACAAUAUGAGCUGGCGCAUACUGCAACUGCCGUGGUUGCCUGUGCAUUGCACUGGCUGGCCGCCCCCCGGGAUGGCAGUUGGAAACAGUCUCUUUUGCACAGCUAUAUCGUCUCUCUCGGCCUGCUGCGCUUCGUAUGUUCACGGAACAGACGCCGUCUGCGGAACCAGGCAUACUGUCACAUGAACGUUGUCGCCACGGCUGCCGUGUUCCUGGCGGUCCUGCAGCACAUCCUCCCCUUGCUUAUCAUCGGUUCAACCUAUGUGCCUCCCCCGCUGGAGAGUGCUGCGGCAGCUUGUCUGGUGGCCACGGUGGCUGUUGCUCUAGCCGCGCCGCGGCCGGUCCGCCCCAUAUCGAUAGAUGAAGGAGAGUUAAACGUCGAAGAGGAAGAUGUCUCCCCGGAAGAAACCUGCUCCCUCUUCUCUUACUACUGCUCAUACGAAUGGAUCACUUAUCUGAUCCUGCGUGGCUUUCGUAGAGACCUGACCAUGGACGAUCUGCCCCCACUACCGGCGUAUGAUGAUCCCUCUAGCUGGCUGCGCAAGAUCCGCGCCCAGCGCCAGCGAGGAGGCAAGACCCUACGCGUCUUGUUGCGGCUGAUGAAGACUGAGAUUCGCUUCAUGGUGGGCUGGGCGGCGGUCACGGCUGUGGUUGAGUGUGUCGCUCCCUUCGCCAUGCUCUACCUGCUCGCUUAUCUGGAGGAUCCGCAUGAUGCGGUUGUCCAUCCAGUCCUGUGGAUCGCUUUGCUGCUCAUUGGGCCCGUCCUACGCUCCGUCUUCAACCAGCAGUAUAUCUUCACAGCCACCCGGCUGCUGGUGCGUGUCAACAUCUCGCUCGUUCAGGAUAUCUAUCAAACGGCCUUACGUUCCCAUAUCUAUGAUAGCUCCAUCGAUCGCUCUGCCACGGACGACAAAACGUCGUCCACAAAGGACCCCUCUUCCAAGAAGUCCCGCCAGGCCAACCUCACCAGCCUCAUGUCCUACGAUGUCGAUGCCAUCUAUAACUCGCGAGACAUCUUCAAUGUCAUGACCAUGGUCCCUAUCGUGACUACCAUUGCCACCAUUUUCCUCUACCGCAUGCUCGGCUGGCCCUCCCUAUUCGGCGUGCUGACCCUGAUCUGUUUGACUCCGCUGCCGGCAAUGGCAUCGCGCAAGGUCUCGCGUAUCCAGCAGUCUGUCAUGCGCGCCACCGACGUGCGCCUGGCCAAGAUCUCCGAGUACCUCCACUCCAUCCGUACCCUCAAGUACUUUGGUUGGGAGCCCGCCGCCAUCAAUCAGGUCAAUAGCGUCCGGGCCGUCGAGCAGCAGCGCCUGUGGCAGCGCAGCGUCUACGCCGCCGCCAUCUCUAUGGCUGGCGAUCUCCUGCCCCUCGUCAGUCUGCUUGUCAUGUUCACCCUCUUCGUCCUGUUCACUGGCCGCCCGCUACACGCUCCAGUCGCUUUCACCUCCCUGUCCAUCAUGGAAACCCUCCGCGGCCAGUUCGUCUGGCUGUCCAACGUCAGCCGCUACACGGCGCAGGGCGCUGAAUCCCUUCGCCGCGUCGAUCAUUUCUUCGACACCGCCCAGGAGAUCCAGCACCACCCGGAGGGUCCCCUCGCCUUCGACCACGCCACCUUUCGCCGCACCCCGAUCGCCCCGUUCCGCCUCAGAGAUCUCCAUAUCCGCUUCCAACCCAACUCCCUCAACGUGGUGACUGGGCCCACAGGCUGCGGCAAAACCACUUUGCUCCUCUCGCUGCUGGGCGAGACCGUUCUCGAAAAGGGAUCCGCAACCUGUCCUCGCGACGUGGCUUACGUGCCCCAGGCCCCCUGGCUGCAAAAUGACACCAUCAAACAGAACAUUCUCUUCUAUAGCCCCUUUGAUGAAGCGCGGUACCAAUCUGUAAUCAACGCCAGUGGCCUCGCACAGGAUCUUGAGCAGUUGCCCGCCGGGGAUCUAACUGAGGUCGGCGAGCGAGGCACUUCGCUUUCCGGUGGACAAAAGCAACGCGUCUCCCUAGCUAGAGCGCUAUACUCGCGCUCGACAACCCUCUUGCUCGAUGACAUCUUUUCCGCCCUGGACACGCACACGACCACCCUCAUCUAUGGCAAGUGUUUCCGUAGUGGAUUGCUUGCGGGACGCACCGUGGUCCUCGUCACCCAUCUCCCCGCCGCGCUGCAGGACGCAGAGAUAGUUGUCGUUCUCGAUCAUGGAAGACUGUCUUCGGUCACGUUGCCCAAGGAAUCUCGACCGCUUCUCGCCGAAGGCACCGUCGCCUCCAGUUCGACCAGCGUCGACGAAACCCCACUAAACUCGGAUACAUCGACAGAGGUUAUAGAGAGUGCUCCUGUUAAGACAUCAUCCUCCCAGCCUGUGUCGAGGCAAGCGAAAGAGUCUACUAUCACGGGACGUGUACCACGGACACUAGUUUUCCAAUAUAUGACGCUCUUCGGUGGUUUCUACUACGCCAUCCUGGUGAUUCUGACCACCUUCACAGUACAGCUGGCAUACAUAUCCAUCACGUACUGGUUGUCGAUCUGGACGGAAGCGUACGAGGAGCAAGAGAAGCCGAAUUCGCUCUUCUACCUCUCGGUGUACGCGGCAGCGAUCCUAACGUUCCUGCUGUUGCAGCUGACGAACAAUUUGAUCUACCAAUUUGGCAGCUGGACGGCGGCGCGCAAGAUGCACACCCGCCUCGUGGCCGCGGUACUCUCGGCGCCGAUCUCUUGGUUUGACGAGAACCCAAUCGGGCGCGCGAUCAACCGCUUCGGCAACGACACGCGGUCCAUGGACACGGUGCUAGUCGACUGGCUGCGCAUGUCGAUGGAAAACGGCUUGCGGUUCGUGCUACGCAUCGCCUCCAUCGCCUCGAUUAUGCCCAUUUUCGCCUUGCCUGCCGUCAUAAUCUGCUCCAUUGGUUUCGCCAUCGGUGAACUGUACACGCGCACACAGGUCUCUAUCAAGCGCCUCGUCUCCACCAACUACUCCCCCGUCUUUUCACACUUCACCGACACCCUGGCCGGGCUGACCGUCAUCCGCGCCCGGCGCGAUAUGGAUGCCGUGUUUCAACAGCUACUGGCUGACAAGCUGGCCGUCCACGCCCGUUCGGCCGAAACCCAGUACAACUGCAACCGCUGGGUGUCAAUCCGGUCGGACUUUUGCGCCGCCAGCGUCGCUGCCGUGGCCGGGUGCGUCGCCUACUUCAGCGCCGACUCCGCAGGGCUGGUCGGGUUCUCACUGACCAACGCUAUUGGGCUGAGCCAGUCCAUCCUCAUCUUAGUGCGCACCAUGAACGAGCUCGAGGUCGAGCUCAACUCGUACCAACGCAUCCGUGAGUACGCUGAAAUCCCCCCGGAAGAAGAAGGAGGGAACCAAGAAGCCACUCAGUCACCCGCCGUUGCUGCUUCCAGCGUGCCCGCCAGCUGGCCCACCUCUGGUAUUGUCACCUUUGACGCAGUGACGGCCCGCUACUCGCCCGACGGGCCCGACGUGCUGCGCCGCGUCUCCUUCACCACCCGGCCUGGUGAGCGCAUUGCCAUCGUCGGCCGCACGGGCAGCGGCAAGAGCACGCUUGGCCUCUCCCUGUUGCGCUUUGUGCCCUUGGUAGGCGGCCGGGUGACGGUCGACGGAGUAGACAUUGCCGCUAUCCCCUUGCACCGGCUGCGCACGAGCAUCACGCUCAUCCCACAGGAGCCAGUCCUUUUCUCCGGCGACGUACAGUCCAACCUUGACCCGUUCGGAGAGACGGGCGAUUCCGAACUUCAAGCGGCUCUCGCCGCAUGUUCAAUCCGAAUCAGUGGGGGUAGCAGUAGCGGUAGUGGCAGUGACACUGAGCGGCAAACCCUCCGGCUAGAUACCCCCGUCGCCACCAACGGCGAGAACUUCAGCCAAGGCCAGCGGCAAGUCCUUAGCCUGGCACGCGCGCUCUGCCGCCGGUCAAAGGUCGUCCUGCUGGAUGAGGCGACCGCCUCGGUCGACCAUGCGACGGACAUGCACAUGCAGCGCCUGCUGAGAACAGUGUUUCCCGAUGCAACCAUCAUCGCCAUUGCUCACCGGCUGCGCACAAUCAUGGAUUAUGAUCGUGUGUUAGUCAUGGCUGAGGGCGAGAUCGUUGAGAAUGGCUCGCCUGCUCAGCUGAUCGAUCAGAAGGGCGUCUUUUGGAGCAUGUUGAAGAAUACAGGCGAAUACGACGAGCUGGUGCACAUGGUACAGGAGGUGGCAUGAUUAUAAAUAACUAUAUAGACCUGACCUAUUAUGCAUAACCUAUAGAAGUGAAAUAUGAAUGAUGCAAACGCAUAUUAU
Molecule: messenger RNA, 4773 nt
Organism: Penicilliopsis zonata CBS 506.65
Lineage: Eukaryota; Fungi; Ascomycota; Eurotiomycetes; Eurotiales; Aspergillaceae
Exons: 5
Coding region: 244-4695 (1483 amino acids)
Biological process (GO): transmembrane transport
Cellular component (GO): membrane; fungal-type vacuole
Molecular function (GO): ATP binding; ABC-type peptide transporter activity; ATP hydrolysis activity
Source: RefSeq, a predicted model, not a curated record